This is a messenger RNA of Ipomoea nil (Japanese morning glory), 747 nucleotides long. RefSeq lists its product as uncharacterized. The transcript is spliced from 2 exons. Lineage: Eukaryota; Viridiplantae; Streptophyta; Magnoliopsida; Solanales; Convolvulaceae. The coding region runs from base 1 to 747 and encodes 248 amino acids. The record is from RefSeq and is a predicted model, not a curated record.
AUGAGUCUAGCCGAGGGAUUGCAACAGCUGACUCAGUUGACCCAAGUCUUGGGAAAUGCAUUGCUUAACAAUCAAAAUGGGAACGAUGUGGCUAAACGAGUGGCAGCACGCCAUCCUCCAAACUUCUUGGGGCAAGAGGAUCCUGUCAUCAUGGAAGGCUGGAUCCGCACAUUUGAUAAGUUGUUUGAUGCCAUAAAUUGCCCAAUGGAACAAAGAGUGGACACGGCUACAUUUUACCUUCAGAAGGAGGCUGAUAAUUGGUGGGCUAGUGUUGGACUAGUACUACGUGAACAACCCGACUUUGGUUGGGAGAAUUUCAAGGAGCAAAUGAGAGAAAGGUUCUACCCAACACAUGUCAAGAUGGCUAAAUAUGAUGAAUUCCUGCAUCUUAGACAGGGAAACAUGACGGUGCAAGAAUAUUAUGCUGAAUUCUUGGAACUAGCACAAUUUGCACCUGCUCUAGUUCCAGAUGAGCCUAGUAAGGCUGAGAAAUUUGUUAAUGGAUUAAAUUUUGAGACACGGAAGAUUUUAUCUGCGAUGACAUUCCCUACCCUGUUCGCGGCGUAUAACAGUGCAGCCAAGCAUUAUCGGGUGCAACAGAUUCAGAAAGACGCGAUUGGGAGGAACAAAAGGAAGAUAGACGAAGAUGUCCAGCAAGAGAACAUGCGACCUAAGUUUAACCCUGUGGAGCCACACCAGAAUUUUCAAAGGAAUGGUAAUAAUAACAAUAAUGGGAGGAAUCGAUAA